AUGGAUAUGCCUCUCGACAGACUCUUUCAUAUGCAAAAUCUUAUUAUCAGGGGGGGAUAUGUUCUAUCACCCCUAGAAAUAAAGCGAGUAAUGGGGAGAGAUCUAAGGGACUUUUUAAAGGGGUUAAUACCUGAGCGGCCAGAAUUCAUGAUUACGGGAGGCGGUGGAGAAGAUAUAAUUCAUGUAAUUAUGCCCUCUAGAAAAGAGGAUGCAUUGGUCUUAAUGGGGCUAUCCAUAACCCUACUUCGUCUUUAUCGUAGUGAGAUGCCGGAAGAAGGUUACCGAAUCGAUUGUCUGCUUCCUUCUUUUUAUUCUUGUCUUCAACAAGAGGAAAGGGUAGAUAGACUGUACAGGAUUGACUUGGGGGAAUCAAUAAGAGAAAUUCCUUCCUCUAUGAUCAAAUCGUGGGUAAAGCCUUUAGUUGGAGAUGGAUCAGUUUAUAGACUAAUUUCUUUCUUAGCCUCACUGUUUUUGAAGAUUUGGGAGGUAUUCGCGUCUAUACAAGCAGUGGCGGCUCAGGCAUACCACCUGCGGGUGAUAUCACUCGGGUUUUACUCGAUAUAG
Capsicum annuum is the source of this 564-nucleotide messenger RNA. Lineage: Eukaryota; Viridiplantae; Streptophyta; Magnoliopsida; Solanales; Solanaceae. The record is from the annotation of a RefSeq genome assembly.